Ornithodoros turicata is the source of this 4215-nucleotide messenger RNA. RefSeq names its product splicing factor 3B subunit 1-like (gene Sf3b1). The coding region runs from base 78 to 4094 and encodes 1338 amino acids. Gene Ontology annotation, molecular function: mRNA binding. The record is from RefSeq and is a predicted model, not a curated record. Gene Ontology annotation, cellular component: U2 snRNP; U2-type prespliceosome; U12-type spliceosomal complex. The transcript has 19 exons. NCBI's taxonomy places the organism in Eukaryota, Metazoa, Arthropoda, Arachnida, Ixodida, Argasidae. Gene Ontology annotation, biological process: spliceosomal complex assembly.
AGCCAAUGUCCAAUGCUAGUCAAGACAAAAUGUAGACUAUACAAGACAAGCCGAUAAGCCAAAACGCACCAGAAAAUAUGGCGACGCAGCCGCCUGCAUCAGAGGAAGAGAUAGAGGCCCAGAUCCGAGAGAUCCAGGCUCGUAAAGCUGGCUUGGGUCAGCAGAAGUUUGACAAUGGAGAGGGAGGCGGUGUCCCUCUCACAGCUGCUGCAAAUGGCGCUUACAUGGAUGAAGACAUCUAUGGCACUACACAGAACAAGUACGAGGGAUACGUCACAUCUAUCGCAGCAAAUGACGACGCAGAUGCCGACGAUGACGAUUAUGAAAGCACAAGCCUCAUGCAGACAAAGAAGGCCCCACUACCUUCGGCCUUCUUGGCAGAGCUUACGGACAAAGACUACGACCCGUUUGCGGAUCGCAGGGUUCCGCGCAUCGCCGAUCGGGAGGACCAGUAUCGGGCCCAGCGGCGCAAGCUCAUGAUUUCACCGGAACGUGUCGACCCUUUCGCAGAUGGUGGGAAGACGCCCGACAUGAAGUCCAGGACGUACACUGUGAUCAUGCAGGAACUGGCUCUGAACAAGGAUCAGGCUGAACUACGGAAAAAAUUGUCGGACAAGGCCAAAACCGGGGACCUUAAGGCAGCCCCAGAAAACGGAGAGUCUGUCAAGCAAGCUCCUGCAAAACGGCGGCGCUGGGACCAGCCAAGCGACGACACUCCACAGGCUGCUAAGAAGAAAUCCAGUUGGGAUGUCGCUGAGUCGCAGACUCCCUCUCACACUCCAUCCCAAGUUCGCUGGGACGAAACACCGGGGCGUGCAAAAGGGGCGGAAACGCCGGGAGCCACUCCGGGCUAUUCGAGCACGCGGGUAUGGGAAGCCACCCCGGGUCACGCUACACCCGGAGCACACACCCCGGGACACGAGACACCUGGUACAGCACAGCGUGCAGCUGGUUCGAGCACACCCAGCGCCAGGAGAAAUCGCUGGGACGAGACUCCAAAGACAGAAAGAGAAACACCUGGCCACGGCAGUGGAUGGGCCGAGACCCCCCGAACGGAUCGAACUGGUGGGGUGGAUCUCAUUCAGGACACUCCCACUCCGAGUGCAUCCAAGAGGCGUUCCCGCUGGGACGAAACGCCCACGUCUCAGAUGGGAAACCAAACACCGCAGACACCAUCAACGGUGCUGACACCAUCCGCAACAUCCGUGAUGACACCCUCUGGUGUGACCCCUACUGGUGCGAAAGCCAUGGGCAUGGCCACCCCUACGCCAGGCCACCUCAUGUCCAUGACACCUGAGCAGUUGCAGGCGUAUCGUUGGGAAAGAGAAAUAGACGAACGUAAUCGUCCACUGACAGACGACGAGCUGGACUCCAUGUUCCCGCCGGGCUACAAAGUCCUGCAACCCCCAGCGGGGUACAUCCCCAUCCGCACCCCGGCCCGCAAAUUGACGGCCACGCCGACCCCCCUCGGAGGUGGUGGACCAGGCGGAGUGCCAGGCGGAGGACCCGGCUUCUUCUUCCAGAAGGAAGAGCCCGUCAAGAUGGUUGACACUCAACCGAAGGGCAACCUGCCUCCGCUCAAACCGGAAGACAUACAGUACUUUGACAAACUGCUUGCUGAGGUGGAUGAGGAGCUGCUGAGUCCAGAAGAACAGAAGGAACGCAAAAUAAUGAAGCUGCUGCUGAAAAUCAAGAACGGAACACCGCCGAUGCGUAAGGCAGCCCUGAGACAGAUCACGGACAAGGCUCGGGAGUUCGGAGCGGGGCCGCUCUUCAACCAGAUCCUGCCUCUCCUUAUGUCUCCCACCCUGGAGGACCAAGAACGCCACCUGCUGGUCAAGGUCAUUGACCGCAUUCUCUACAAGCUGGACGACCUGGUGCGACCUUACGUGCACAAGAUUCUCGUCGUGAUUGAGCCGCUGCUUAUCGAUGAAGACUACUACGCCCGUGUGGAAGGUCGUGAGAUCAUUUCUAACCUCGCCAAGGCAGCCGGCCUGGCAACCAUGAUCUCUACCAUGAGGCCCGACAUUGACAACAUUGACGAGUACGUGCGAAACACCACGGCUCGAGCGUUUGCGGUGGUAGCUUCUGCCCUCGGUAUUCCGGCUCUACUGCCCUUCCUCAAAGCCGUGUGCCGAAGUAAGAAGUCUUGGCAAGCACGACACACAGGUAUCAAGAUCGUACAGCAGAUUGCUAUCCUUAUGGGCUGUGCCAUCCUCCCACACUUGCGAUCCCUGGUGGAAAUCAUCGAGCACGGCCUGGUGGACGAACAACAAAAAGUCCGUACCAUCACUGCCCUCGCACUGGCCGCCCUCGCCGAAGCAGCCACUCCCUACGGCAUCGAGUCCUUCGAUUCUGUGCUUAAGCCACUGUGGAAGGGUAUAAGGACCCACCGUGGAAAGGGUUUGGCUGCCUUCUUGAAAGCCAUUGGCUACUUGAUUCCUCUCAUGGACGCCGAAUACGCCAAUUACUAUACCAGGGAAGUGAUGCUUAUCCUCAUUCGAGAGUUCCAGUCUCCUGACGAAGAAAUGAAGAAAAUCGUGUUGAAGGUGGUGAAGCAGUGUUGCGCCACUGAUGGUGUGGAACCCCAGUACAUCAAGGAAGAAGUAUUACCCCAUUUUUUCAAGCACUUCUGGAACCACCGCAUGGCUCUGGACCGCAGGAACUACAGACAGCUGGUGGACACAACCGUGGAGAUCGCCAACAAGGUUGGAGCAGCCGAGAUGGUGAAUCGUGUGGUGGACGACCUGAAGGACGAGAACGAACAGUACCGCAAGAUGGUGAUGGAGACAAUCGAGAAGAUCAUGGGCAAUCUCGGUGCCACAGAUAUCGACUCGCGCCUGGAGGAACAGCUCAUCGACGGCAUUCUUUACGCCUAUCAGGAACAAACAACGGAGGACAUGGUGAUGCUGAACGGAUUCGGCACCAUCGUGAACGCCCUGGGCAAGCGGGUGAAGCCCUACCUGCCCCAGAUUUGUGGUACCAUACUGUGGCGGCUGAACAACAAGUCUGCCAAAGUGCGUCAGCAGGCCGCCGACCUUAUCUCCCGCAUCGCCGUGGUCAUGAAGACUUGUCAGGAGGAGAAGCUGAUGGGCCACUUGGGUGUCGUCCUCUAUGAAUAUCUGGGAGAGGAGUACCCAGAGGUGCUGGGAUCCAUCCUCGGUGCUCUCAAGGGCAUCGUCAAUGUUAUCGGCAUGCACAAGAUGACCCCACCGAUCAAGGACCUCCUGCCGCGACUCACGCCCAUCCUGAAAAACAGGCACGAAAAGGUCCAAGAGAACUGCAUCGACCUGGUGGGACGCAUCGCCGAUCGAGGCGCAGAGUACGUCUCGGCCCGCGAGUGGAUGCGCAUCUGCUUCGAGCUGCUCGAGCUUCUCAAGGCGCACAAGAAGGCCAUCCGUCGUGCGACGGUCAACACGUUUGGCUACAUAGCCAAAGCCAUCGGCCCGCACGACGUGCUGGCCACCCUGCUGAACAACCUUCGCGUCCAGGAGCGGCAGAACCGAGUCUGCACCACGGUGGCCAUCGCCAUCGUCGCGGAGACCUGCUCCCCUUUCACGGUGCUCCCCGCGCUGAUGAACGAGUACCGCGUGCCGGAGCUCAACGUGCAGAACGGCGUGUUGAAGUCGUUGUCGUUCCUGUUUGAGUACAUCGGCGAGAUGGGGAGGGAUUACAUCUAUGCCGUGACGCCCCUGCUGGAGGACGCGUUGAUGGAUCGGGACUUGGUGCACCGGCAGACGGCGUGCGCGGCGAUCCAGCACAUGUCGCUGGGCGUGUACGGCUUUGGGUGUGAGGACGCCCUGGUGCACCUGUUGAACUAUGUCUGGCCGAACGUCUUCGAGACGUCCCCCCACCUGGUGCAGGCGUUCAUGGGCGCCGUCGAGGGACUGCGGCUGGCCCUGGGACCCGUGAAGAUCUUGCAGUAUUGCCUGCAGGGCCUGUUCCACCCUGCUCGCAAGGUUCGCGAUGUCUACUGGAAGAUCUACAACACCCUGUACAUAGGAGGCCAGGAUGCCCUAGUGGCAGGCUACCCGAGGAUUGCGGACGAGGGCCGCAACACGUUUGUCCGCCAGGAGCUGGACUACACCCUCUGAUUGGCUGAUGGCAAAGGAAAGGACACCCAUUGUUCAUAUCUGUUUAUACAUUAGUGUUUUAUCAUGUAAAUGGGAGGGGCCACACUCGCUUGUAAAUUGAGGAAUAAAUAUAGUAAAGUAC